AUGCGGUACGAGAGCUGGGAUGUGAUUAUUUUCCAGGAGACUUCCAAGGUACCUGUCCGGGAGUUCAAAACCCAAUGUUUUGUGACUCCUGAUCGAGACUCCCCCUAUCUACACAAUCCGGGGUUUCUCAACCCAGCCGCCUAUUACCAAACCCAUGGCAACUUGGGCCAGCUUCCAGUUCUCACCACCUUCAUUCCAAGUAUGGCCACCAACACCCCCUUUCGGGUGUCCGUCCACUGCUGGGACCAACCCCAGCCGAGCCGGUUCAUGGAAAGCCUUCUGCAGCCGGAUGAUGUACUACUCUUCGAAGCCAGAGUUUUUGUGGAUGGAUUAUGUGUUGCGGGAAGCGUUUUCAGUCAGAGAUCGAGCUGGCCUCAGUGCCUAACGAACUCUAUAGAUGUUGAUAAGAACGGCAACCAGGACUUGCUGCGUUUCCCACCAUUUCACCAGGAGAUCCUGGAACAAAGGCACUGGGAUGCAAGUGACCUCCACGGUAGGAUUCGGGUCGUGCUCGCCGAGGGAUUUUCCCGUCCAAACAGAAACCCACCAUUUGAGCGAGUCAAAGAAACAAUCGCCUUUUCCUUUCAACACGCCCCUUUACGCAAGUUACAAUCCUGGUGCUCAAGCAUUGCCUGGCCAAAUGCUUCUCUGUGGACCAGAGAGCCACGUCCUUUCAAGUACCAAUCCAGAACUUGUUUGAGCGACUUGAGAGAUCCCGAGGACGCACAUGCCCAUUCACCAACAAGACAUAAUAAUAAUUUCCAGCAUCCCCUAACCACAAACAAUCAAAUUAUUAACAACCCUGCACUACAAAACCCUUGGAAAGGUAACCCCUACCCGGGGCAUAUACCACAAUGGCAAGGCCCCUACAGAGAACCCAGAUGGGCCCCCCCAGAUACGGCAUUUGUUGAUCCCUUUAUCGAUCCGUACGUGCUUGACCCAUCUGCGCGUCAUCGCGGCGCAAGACCAUCCUGGGAGGAUAUAUCCAUGCCAGAUUAUAUCUCAAGUUCGACUAGCAGUCGGGCAAUCUCCAACAUGACCGGUAUUAGUUACGAACAUAGCAAGCACCCUAGCAUAGUCUCCCCGAUCAACGAGGAACCUUACAGCCAGUUUAUCGAAGCUCUCAGUCCCCCCAAGCCGCUUUCUUGCAGCACCCAGCCACAGAAUAGUGCACCUUCCACCAGUAUAUUACCUAUGGGAGCCAAGCUUUCCGCUGCCGCAGAAGCUCGGUCCGUCUCCUAUUCUAAGGGUGGAAGCCGCACCUCUGCCUCUGUUCUGAAAGAGAUAUCUUGCCCAGGAACCAGGGAUGUAUCUGGAUCCAGUGCGAAAUCAAACGCUGGUCCAACGGACCCCACUGUAGAACGAGUAGUGGCUGCGAAACUUCAUCCUAACCUGAGUGGCGCUGUCAAGGGUAAAAAGGAGGGGAUAUCCUUGGAAAAUAAAGAGAAUGAAGUGGAAACCCCACGCAAAGACAACGACAAGGCACACCAAACCCAUUCCAAACUUACCUUGCAUACCAGCGGUAACAUGGAAACUCCCACUGAUGCUCGAAGGAAGCUCUCUGUUUCGAGUCGCGAUGAGUGUCAUACUGUCCAUAAAGGAGAGACGGUACUUCUAUCUCCGUCUCAGGAUCUAUCUUGUACGGGAGAUCACACUCUUCAAGCUAAUUUGGACUGCUUCCUCGAUUCACAGCCAACGCUCGUAACCGCCACAGCUGGAAUUGAGGAGAUUGAGUAG
This is a messenger RNA of Aspergillus ochraceoroseus IBT 24754, 1737 nucleotides long. RefSeq lists its product as uncharacterized. The record is from RefSeq and is a predicted model, not a curated record. NCBI's taxonomy places the organism in Eukaryota, Fungi, Ascomycota, Eurotiomycetes, Eurotiales, Aspergillaceae. The coding region runs from base 1 to 1737 and encodes 578 amino acids. The transcript has 5 exons.